This is a messenger RNA of Geodia barretti, 603 nucleotides long. NCBI's taxonomy places the organism in Eukaryota, Metazoa, Porifera, Demospongiae, Tetractinellida, Geodiidae. The record is from the annotation of a GenBank genome assembly.
AUGUCGGAUUACAGCGAUUACACCGUCUCCAUUCAUUACGAUCGGAGGCUAUACCGGCAGGACAUAGCUGGUUCCAAAGCCCACGCGGCGAUGCUGGCCCAGCAGGGCAUAAUUUCGCAGGAUGAUGCCGACAGUAUCAGCGCCGGGUUGGACGCGGUACAGGUGGAAAUUUCCAACGGCGAGUUUCCGUGGGAUUCUUCGCUGGAAGACCUCCACAUGAACAUCGAGCGGCGGCUGACCGACCUGAUCGGCGUCGCGGCGGGGCGACUGCACACGGGACGAUCUCGUAACGACCAGAUAGCCCUGGACAUGCGUAUGUACACCCGGGAAGUGGUUGACGACACCAUUGCUGGUUUGAGGGGAGUGCAGCGGGCUUUGGUAGGACUGGCCGAGCGAUACGUCAACGUUAUCAUGCCGGGGUAUACGCACAUGCAGCGGGCCCAGCCAGUUUUGUUCGCCCAUCACAUGCUGGCCUAUUUCGAAAUGCUGGAGCGGGACAUCGGGAGGUUCGGCGACUGCGCCAAGCGCAUGGAUGUGCUGCCACUGGGCAGCGGGAGCGCUGGCCGGCGUGCCGUAUCCUACGGAUCGACACGCGGUGGCUGA